AAUAAUAUUAUUUUCAAUUACCAAAAUUACGUUUUACUAUAGCGUUCAAGUGAUUUUAAUGGGCUAUUUAACUGACUCAAUCAUUGUAUAGGCGUGGUUGUACAAUUUAAUGCUUAUUGAAUGAUGGUAUAGUAUAAUAGUCGAACGUGUACUCUAAAGAAAUGUACCUAUAACGAUUCUACAAAGUAAACUAACUACUAAGCCAGUGUGAUGGCAGAGUGUCCGAUAGCCCAGAUCAACGAAGACGACGAAGAAACCCAAGAUCGAGUCAGAAUUGAACUGCAAGGGUACCUGAAUAAGUGGACCAACUUCUUACACGGCUGGCAAAAGCGAUAUUUUGUAUUGAAGAACGGCACCUUACUAUACUUUAAAUCACAAUCAGAAACUGAGUGUGGAUGCCGCGGUGCAAUUAGUYUAUUGAAAGCUACUGUCAAGGUGCAUGAAGUAGAUGACUGCCGUUUUGACGUGUCACUAAAUGAUUGUGCUUGGUAUUUACGAGCUGACUCAUCAGCAACUAAAAAUCAUUGGAUAGAUGUCAUAGAUUCACUUAAAGCUGAAUCCGGAUACGGCAGUGAAAACAAUUUGAAGCGAAAUGGCAGUUCACUUUCUAUAUUAUCCAGUAAUAUGUCCACCAUGUCACCAGUGUUUAAGAAAAAUAAAGGCUUGCAAGAUAAACUCAAUGAACUUGUAGCAUUUAGAGGUAUUUUAAUUAACCAGAUUGAACGACUUCAAAUGUAUUUCGAUACAUGUUUAGCAGAAUUUGCCUCUUCAAAUGGUAUGGUGGCAUUUUUGAAAAUACUGCGAGGUAAAGACACGCAAAUUCAUAAAUUUCUGGACCCCAGUUAUCACUUAUUAAUAUUAUGGAUAGAAGGWAUUUGUUUCAAGAAAGGGUUCCGGAUCUUAAUAAACGAACAUUCUACUUUAGCGGAAGAUGAAUUUUAUGACGCUGUUGAAUCAUCCAACGAUAACUCUGCCGAGGAUGCUAAACAAAGGAAAGAUCAGUUACUGCAGUGUACAAAAAAUAAUGUUCAAACGGCUCAGACAAAUUGGGGUGAGCUGAUAAGAGCUGCUGCAACAAAUGCUUCUUUGAAACAUGYAUAUUGGCCAGAAAUUGAGCGAGUAGUUGCCGAGCAAAUUAGAUCAGCUCGUAUGGGUCUUGGCAAAGGAGCUUGGCAAUUAUUUGUCGAAGAUGGGGAAAUGAAAAUGUACCGAAGAGAAGUCGAAGAAGAUGGAUUAGUUGUUGAUCCUCUGAAAGCAACUCAUCAAGUGAAAGGAAUUACAGGUCGAGAAUUAUGUCAUUACUUUUUUUAUCCUGAAUACAGAUAUGAUUGGGAAGGUACAUUAGAAACAAUGAAUGUUGUUGAUAAAAUUGCCGAAGACACAAUAUUGUUCCAUCAGAUACACAAACGCAUUUGGCCAGCAGCACAACGUGAUGCUACGUUUUGGUCUCAUCUUACACAUGUUCCUGAUGAAGGGAAUAAGUCUGAAGACAGYCCUCACAUGUGGGCAACUGUCAACAACUCAGUAGAAUUACCAUCACAUCCUCCUAAUGGAGGUAAACAAGUUCGUAUUUAUCUGACUAUUAUUCUCAUGGGUCAAACAAUUAUAUCUCCCGCAGCUAAAGGCCGUGAGAUAAAACGAGAUGAUAUUACAUGUAAAAUUACCUAUUGCGCUGUUGUGAAUCCAGGCGGUUGGGCACCAUCUUCCGUUCUGAGGGCAGUUUAUAAACGAGAAUAUCCAAAAUUUUUAAAACGUUUCACUGCUUAUGUAUUAGAAAAAACAAAAAACUURCCAAUAAAACUUUGAACAAUCAUAUCAUUGAACUAUUCUGUUCUGGAAAUUGGUUAAAUUCUUUAUUUAUUUAUUGUUUUAUURCUAGUAAUUUUUUCAUUCUUGCCUUCACUGUGUUAUGUGUUAUAUUUGUGUACAUAUUAUUCGUAUACUGUGCAGUGUAUAUAAUAAUUUGUUAGAAAUUAACCGGAAUUCAUGAUUUAUAAUUAUUAAUUAACUAUUAUUUUUAGUAAUGAAUUGUUGUAAGCAUAUGUUAUGGCUUCCAAAUUAUACCAAAACCAAAAAAGCUGUUUAGUUUAUUUGAUUUUUUUUAAAUUUUUAAAUUACAAUUUUUAUUGUAAUCUGUUUUUUAAUUAUGUAUUUACUAC
Molecule: messenger RNA, 2159 nt
Organism: Diuraphis noxia (Russian wheat aphid)
Lineage: Eukaryota; Metazoa; Arthropoda; Insecta; Hemiptera; Aphididae
Gene: cert
Product: ceramide transfer protein
Biological process (GO): ER to Golgi ceramide transport
Molecular function (GO): lipid binding
Source: RefSeq, a predicted model, not a curated record